AUGUCGGCCACAGCUCCGCGACCCGAUCCAUUCCGACCCGCCAGACGGGUGGCAGGACAGCGCCAGGAUGUCUGGUCUAUCGUCAAUGAGGCAGCAGCCGCUUCGCCAGUCCAGCCGAUCGUGAACAUGGGCCAGGGUUUCUUCGGUUAUAAUCCUCCCAAAUUUGCCAUUGACGCCGCGAAGGAUGCGCUGGAUAGAGUCGAAUGCAACCAAUACUCCCCCACGAAGGGUCGCCCUCGACUUAGAAAAGCGAUUGCGGAUGCCUACUCGCCCUUCUUUGGCAAAAAGCUGAAUCCGGAAACCGAGGUCUCGAUCACCACUGGCGCCAACGAAGGCAUGCUUAGUGCCUUCAUGGGCUUUAUUGAGCCCGGCGAUGAGGUCAUCAUCUUCGAGCCUUUCUUUGACCAAUAUAUUAGCAACAUUGAGAUGCCUGGCGGUAUUAUCCGAUAUGUGCCUCUCCACCCUCCCAAGGAUGGUGCCACCAAGACUUCGUCUGCAGCUGAGUGGUCUAUUGACUUCGAGGAACUUGAGGGAGCCAUGAACCCCAAGACAAAGAUGAUUGUCCUGAACUCUCCACACAACCCCGUCGGCAAAGUUUUCUCGCGUGAGGAGCUCGAACGCAUCGGCGAAUUAUGUGUAAAGUACAAUCUCAUCAUCUUGUCUGAUGAAGUGUACGACCGUCUCUUCUACACCCCGUACACAAGAAUCGCCACUCUGUCCCCGGAACUGUACGAACGCACCCUGACCGUGGGCUCCGCCGGCAAAGCCUUCUACGCCACCGGCUGGCGCGUGGGUUACCUCAUCGGCCCUGAGCACUUGAUCAAGUAUGUGGCCGGUGCACACACCCGCAUCUGCUACAGCAGUGUGUCUCCCCUGCAGGAAGCUGCCGCCGUUGCCUUUGAGCAGGCAGAGAAGGAGGGCUUCUGGGACGAGAGCCGAACAGAAAUGAAGGGCAAGAUUGAGCGGUUCUGUGAGGUCUUUGAUGAGCUUGGUAUUCCGUACUCCGACCCUGAGGGUGGAUAUUUUGUUCUCGCCAACAUGGCCUCUGUAAAGCUCCCUGCUGAUUAUCCUUUCCCACCCCAUGUUGCGAGCCGUCCUCGGGACUUCAAGCUCUGUUGGUUCCUCAUUCAUGAAGUUGGUGUGGCUGCUAUUCCUCCCACGGAAUUCUACACUGACGACAAUGCUCACAUUGCGGAGGAUUAUCUUCGCUUCGCGGUCUGCAAGAACGAUGAUGUUCUUGAGACAGCUAAGGACCGUCUGAGAGGUUUGAAGAAGUACAUCACCCAGUAG
Penicillium bovifimosum is the source of this 1290-nucleotide messenger RNA. RefSeq names its product kynurenine--oxoglutarate transaminase. The record is from RefSeq and is a predicted model, not a curated record. The transcript has 9 exons. The coding region runs from base 1 to 1290 and encodes 429 amino acids. Gene Ontology annotation, biological process: biosynthetic process. Gene Ontology annotation, cellular component: cytoplasm; mitochondrion. Gene Ontology annotation, molecular function: pyridoxal phosphate binding; L-kynurenine:2-oxoglutarate transaminase activity. NCBI's taxonomy places the organism in Eukaryota, Fungi, Ascomycota, Eurotiomycetes, Eurotiales, Aspergillaceae.